Triticum dicoccoides is the source of this 878-nucleotide messenger RNA. RefSeq lists its product as uncharacterized. Lineage: Eukaryota; Viridiplantae; Streptophyta; Magnoliopsida; Poales; Poaceae. The transcript is spliced from 8 exons. The coding region runs from base 32 to 760 and encodes 242 amino acids. The record is from RefSeq and is a predicted model, not a curated record.
UCCAGCUCUGCGACAACAACUACCUCAGGUUAUGCAUUUAUCUCCUAUUCAAGCAGCAGGGAAAAUGUACACACUUCAACAAAUAUCAGAUAUGCCCACCUCAAAUUUUCAGGAAGGAGCUACCUACAGCACCAUUGCGAAAGCUAAAUCUAUUGUACCUUCAACUAAAUGGUACUACAAAGGAUGCAAACGUUGUGAUAGAGGAUACAAGAACAACUCAGAUACUCCAACAUGCCUUUGCACAAAUUCAUCUCCAAAGCCAUUGUACAAGCUACCAAUAACACUUACAGAUGACUCGGGAGAUUUAGAUGCCAUUGCUUUCUCUAAAAUUGCUGAAGAAUUGGUUGAGCGAGAUGCCAUACAAGCUUCUCAAAACAUGAAAGUUGAUACCGCGGAACAUGUGACCGCCCUAGAUAAUGCCAUUGGGAAAACCAGAUUGUUCUAUAUAGGAAUGAAGGUUGAUUUGGUAUCCAGAUUCCCCAUAAGUUAUGUCAUAAAGAAAAGCUUCCCAGUUGACAAUGCACAAAUAUUGCCCUCUACAAAGUCAACUCCAAGCAAAGACCUGGAGAACAGUCCAUCGUCAUCAAAGAGCAUCCAGAGUCCAGGGAGCCUAACACAAGUCCACUUGGACAAUACUAUGCCUCCCCCUUGCCAAUCUACAACUAUGGACACCGACAAAAACAAAAAUAGGUACUCUUCAGCGAAAAGAAGCAUCCAAUUUACAGAAGAUGGAGCCACCAACAAAGAGGGUCAACAAUAGGAACAUCUUCAGGAUACACAAGUGCAUCUCCAGGUUGUCAAAAAGCAUAAGCAAGACAUUGCAGAUAACAAUGUGAAAAUGAACAACUAUGAAGGACAAGAGGAUAACAGUAAUAAAA